UUUUUUUUCUUCUUCAUCGCUCUUUCAUUUCAUUCCAUCCAAACUUCAUGACCUUACUAAAGACAACAUAGACGACGACUCCAAUACUUGCUAUCACCGUUAAAUUGUUCAACAUCGGUUAUACACUCACACAUACUUUUAUCAGAAUACAUUAUCAUUAAAUUAAACAUUUAUUACCCACCAUCUUUGCUUCCUUUGCCUUUUACACCUUGACAUCCAAUCUCACUCUUUAUUCAAACGCAUCUACACACACAUCCAUUAUGGUUUCUGAGGGAUAUACCUUCUGUUACUAUGUCUCUGGUCAUGGUUUUGGUCAUGCAACAAGAGUGAAUCAGAUCAUCACAGAGCUCCUAAAGUCACCCAAGUUGUCCUCUACAACUUCAGGAUCAUCCCCAUCUAUAUCUACAUCUUCCUCUUCCACUACAGAGCUGCAGGUCAGCUCUUCUUCUUCCAGUCGCCAUACUAUCUACAUUGUCUCAGAUGCACCUCAAUUUAUCUUUCAGGAUGUAAUUGCGCUGGGCGCAAUCUACAGGAACGCAAAAGUCGACGCAGGCGUCGUUCAGCCACUUGCUUAUUCUGUGGACAGAGAAAAGACAAUUGAAGGAUGCAAACAAUUCUUGUCGCGACGUGAUGAGAUGAUUCAACUUGAAGUUUCCUGGCUGGCCCAGGCUGGGAUUGACUGUGUCCUUGCCGAUGCCCCGUUUUUACCAUGUGCUGCUGCUAGCGCUUACGGCAUUCCAGCGAUUUUGAUCACAAAUUUCACAUUCGAUGAAGUGUAUCGGUUCCUGCAAGAGGGCGAUGCAUUGGAUAAGGAUGUGAUUGCGUGUGCAGAUGCAGCAUUGGAGGAUUACAAGAAGGCGUCUUUGUUACUUCGAUUGCCAGGAUCGAUUGAUAUCCCUUCAUUUGGAGCUGAAAUCCUGACCAUGGAAUUAGAAAAGUCUGCAUCAACGCCCAUCAUCACCACUUCUAAUAGCAGUGCUAGUCCAUCGGCCAUGUCUGGCCUUGAUGAGGCAGAAGAAGAAGAGACAUCCUAUGAAGAUGCUCAAAUCGAAGGACAUUUUAUUCAAAAGAAGAAGCGACAUUUCUCUGAGGAGCAAGAGGAUGCUGAGGAGUUUUCUUUGGGAACAUCGAUGGAAGAAGCCACACCUUCUGGAAUUAUGUCUCCUGCGAAUAGUGUCCGCACGACUGUCUCUUCACCGAAUAUGUCGCUCGUCAAUAGUCGUAGCAACAGCUCCUUCCACUUCACAAGCUCUUUCUCCUCUUCCUCUUCCUCAUUACCUUCAACAUCCACUUCUUCUUCUAAAUUGAAUUUACUUACCCGAAAGGCGAUCGAUGUCCCAUUGGUUGUUCGUAUGGCAGUCAACACGCGGGAAUAUGUAUUGAGAUCAUUAGGAAUGGAUGAAUUGACAAUUCAGACAAAGAAAGUGGCCCUGGUUUCAUUUGGAGGGCAACAAUUGAAAGAAGGAUGGGGUAAUCCUUUACCUGAGGGCUGGAUCGGAGUCAUCUGUGGGUUGCCUGCUGACUAUGAGUUACCUAAAGGAUUUUAUAGAAGUCCGCAUGGUGUUUAUGUUCCAGACUUGACACGAGCUGCAGACAUUGUCAUUGGCAAGCUGGGAUAUGGAACGUGCUCGGAGUGUAUUGCGCAUGAUAAGCCGUUAAUUUAUGUGUCUCGACCUCAGUUUGUGGAGGAGCAUGGGCUAAUCAAAAUGAUGAGGAAGCAUGGUCUACCUGUGGAGAUGACGGCAGAUGAAUUUGAGGAUGGACAUUGGCAGCGCGCGAUUUUGGAGGCUGAUCGACAGAAGCAGGAGGAAAUUGAAGAAUGUAGGCGUUAUGAGAAAGAGGGCUGUAACAUCAUUAGCAGCAGCAGUAGCAAACGAUCGCGUUGUCGAUCAACUUCAGUAUCAUCGUUAUCGACCUUUGGACCCAAGGGACCAAAGAUGGUACGGUUGUCUCCACCUGUAGAGGAAGAAGGCGAAGAGACUGAGGAGAGGACGUCGUUGACCCUGAAUAUUUUGGAUGACAGAAGUGAAAACUCUGAUAGACACAAACAUAGCGACAAUAACGGCAACAACAACAACAGCAACAACAACGGUGGCAACGAUAGCAACAACUAUAAUAACCAGAUCAUUAACCGCAAGAAGUGGAUCCCCAAUAAUGGCGGUGAAGUAUGUGCACAGUUGAUAGAGAAAUUUAUGGAGCAGUUGCAAGAGGCAUAUCAUAAUCAAGUAGAUGAUGGUGAUGACUAAAUGUCUCCCAAUAUUGGAAGAUC
This is a messenger RNA of Lobosporangium transversale, 2269 nucleotides long. RefSeq lists its product as hypothetical. The coding region runs from base 261 to 2246 and encodes 661 amino acids. The record is from RefSeq and is a predicted model, not a curated record. The transcript has 5 exons. NCBI's taxonomy places the organism in Eukaryota, Fungi, Mortierellomycota, Mortierellomycetes, Mortierellales, Mortierellaceae.